AUGCUUGAUCAAGCGGACAUUAAACCAUCGGUAUGCCGAACACUUGUCUUCAAGUGGCACAAAAGAUUUUCAGACGGUUGGACAUCCGUGGAAGACGACCCCGGGCGGGGACGGAAGACGAUCAUAGAAGAAAACCUUAUCUUACGUGUUAAGAAUGUGAUUGAGAGUGACCGACGUCACACAGUUCAAGAAAUAUCAGCAGUUGUUGGAAUUAGUACUGGAACUGUACAUACAAUUUUAACUGAACAUUUGAACAUGUGCAGGGUUUCGGCAAGGUGGAUUCCCAGAUUAUUGUCUGUAAAUGAUAAAGCCAAGCGUGUUCGAUUGUCCAGGAAUUUUCUUAGACGCCACGCAAGUGAAGGAGACUCUUUCAUCAAUAAGAUUAUCACGACCGAUGAAACAUGGCUUUUUUAUUUCGACCCUGAGACAAAACAGCAAUCGUCUGCCUGGAAAAGAAAAUCUUCUCCUCCCCCACAAAAAGCGAAACUGCGCCAAUCGUCAAGGAAAAACAUGUUUAUUUUCUUUAUGGACAUUCAAGGCAUGCUAUUGAUCCACGCUGUUCCUGCACAUCAAACUGUUAACGCAGAUUAUUAUUCGAAGGUUAUCAGACGAGAUCUCCUUCAUGCCGUAAGGAAAAAACGACCGGGUACAAACUUGGCAGAGAUGAUCUUACACCAGGAUAAUGCACCUGCACAUCGAGCUGAAACAACAAUUCUAGAGCUUGAUCUUCUUGGACUCGAGAGAGUGGAACAUGCACCUUACAGUCCUGAUUUGGCACCAAUGGACUUUAAAGUCUUCCCAACGGUGAAAUCCCAGCUUCGCGGCAGGAAGUUUGACAAUAUUGACGAACUGAAGUAUGCAACUCGAUCUAUAGUUUCUAAGUUGGACAAGAAAUGGUAUAGAGAUGUCUACGAUGAAUGGAUAAGGAGACACAAACUGUGCAUCAAACACAAAGGGGAGUUCUUUGAAAAGAUGUGA
Molecule: messenger RNA, 978 nt
Organism: Saccostrea echinata
Lineage: Eukaryota; Metazoa; Mollusca; Bivalvia; Ostreida; Ostreidae
Product: histone-lysine N-methyltransferase SETMAR-like
Exons: 2
Coding region: 1-978 (325 amino acids)
Molecular function (GO): nucleic acid binding
Source: RefSeq, a predicted model, not a curated record